UUUGGCUGUUCCGUCUUUUUGUGCUUUCUCGUGAGUUUAGAGGGGACAGUCAGGAAAACAAACAGAUCGAACGAAGAAAGAUCGAAAGCCGGUCGGUUGAAGAGGUUAUUUGGCGGGGAAUGACUCGCUUUCAUGCAUUCCUUAAUCGGUGCUUGUUGCUUUUCCUACACAUAUUCGCGCUUUCGAAUAUCAUUCGUUUUGAACCGUGGUAGCAGCAGAGUAUAGUCUAUCCGCUUCGGUGUUGUGUUUUAAUGUCCGUGUUUACAGUAUAGCUAAUUCGACGUCCAUCGAUAGAUAUUUACCGCUUCAAAUUCGGUGUUAAACAUUUUACCGCUAUGCAUACGAGGCGCUUGGUAAAGCGUUCGAUCCUGGGGAGCCGGGUGUUUACGCCGAGUCCGACAGGGGACGGGGCUCCGUUGACAGGACUGGUACAGGCUGUCAAGCAGGAAAACAGAGACGUUUCAACCGGACCCCGGCGUAAUGUCUACAUGGUGUUAAUGCAAGACGGAAGCCUGAAAGAAUUCUCAGAGGACGAGAUAGCGGUGGGCUUCAACCAAACGACGGCGAAAGGACCGCUCAGAUCGAGCUUGAAGCAGAGCGUCUGGAACGGCCGGGGGAACGGGGCUCCUCUGCAGAGCCAGACCAUGGAGGCCCAGAAGGGGGAGGCCAACUCCCUGAGCCCAGAGGCGUUGAAGGGGGAGCGGGGAGCAGACGGUAGGAGGACGGGGCGCCCCCUUGAGGGUCCAGAGAGGGACCACACCCGCUCUGUCUCCCUGCUGGAGCAGAAACGCAAGGUGGUGUCAUCCAGCAUCGAUGUGCCCAACGUCAGGAAGUCAGAGGAGGAAGUGGACAUGGAGAAGGUGACAGCUGCCAUGGUUCUGACCAGUCUGUCCAGCAGUCCGCUGGUCCGGAGUCCUCCCGUCAAAGUCAGUGAGUGUCUGAAUGGCUCGUGGAAGGACAGAGGUGCAGGCUUCACCCCCUCCAGUUACAGCAGCAGUGGCUAUUGGAGCUGGAGCGGCCCUAGUGACCAGUCCAACCCGUCCACCCCCUCCCCACCGCUCUCCACAGACAGCUUCAAGCCUUUCCGUAUGCCCAGCAUCAACGGCCCGCCCCCCGACGACGCCAUCGACGAACAGGACGGCAGCAGCCUGCUCUUUGACGAGCCAAUCCCACGCAAGCGCAAGAACUCCAUGAAGGUGAUGUUCAAGUGUCUGUGGAAGAACUGUGGGAAGGUUCUGAGCUCGGCUGCUGGGAUACAGAGACACAUCCGGACCGUUCACCUGGGGCGUAACUGUGACUCUGACUGCAGUGACGGAGAGGAGGAUUUCUACUACUCAGAGAUCAAACUCAACACAGACUCAGUGGCUGACGGUCUGAGCAGCCUGUCCCCUGUCUCCCCCUCUGUGCUGUCCCCCGUCCCUCCUUCCAAUGACCGCCACAGACGACCCCCCGCAGAGGGCAGCAACGGGUCCAGUGGUAACAAGGAGAACCACAGCCAUGCCCACUCAAACACCACGCACCUCAGUCGCUCCGCCCCCAGCGCCCUCUACCUCAUCCACACUGACCACGCCUACCAGGCCACAUCUCCAGUUACCAUCCCCUCCACUGGGUCAGGCUCUGCUGCCUCCACCUCCUUCACCCCCAGCAGCAGCUCCAAUUUCAGCAUCUCCUGGCAGUCACCUCCUGUCACCUUCACUGGCACCGCUGUCGCUCCCACUCACAGUCGGACUCAGAGCUUUCUAGAGCAGCGGCCCCAGACCAUAGCAGUCCUCUCCUCCCCUCCCAGAGCCACUGGCUCACUCAGCCGUAAGUCCCGUGGCGAGGGUAAGAAGUGUCGCAAAGUGUACGGGAUGGAGAACAGGGACAUGUGGUGCACUGCCUGCCGAUGGAAGAAAGCCUGCCAGAGAUUUACUGACUGAUUUACUGACUGAACCAACCAAGUAACCAACCAACCAACCGCUGUGGCUGCAUGCCCUUUGCCAUGGAAAUCAGGGGUGUUCCUUUCUGUUCCCUCCCUAAGCAUGCGUUAACGUCACUCCAAAACCAAUGAUCGGUCUACUCCAUUCCAACCCGACCCCUCCCUAACCCGACUGUCUAUCAGAACCAACAGGAUGGAGCCUACAGCGGUCCUGAGUAAAUCCCAAGUUAACUCUAGCUGCCUCCCACUUCCAACCUCGGAAGCAACAACCAACACGCAGCUCCAGCUCUAAAGAUGACGACAACAUCAAAAUAACUCUGCUUUUUACAUGUUGAGUUUGAUGUCUCUCUUCUUUCUAUGUUUUGAAAAACAAAAGGCAUCUCUGAAUUUUUUUUUUUUUUAAAGGAACAUUCGUCAGGCCAGAAGGGAGCAGAAAACAGGCUUCCUUUGUCCAUACAAUUCUUCUUUUUUUUUCAGAGAAGACUGGCCAUUUUGUUUUAUCUUUGGGAGAAUCAAAAGACAGGAGGGGAAAGACCCUUUCUCUCUGUUCUAUCCUGUACAGUCUGGAUCUCUACUCCCUCUCUCCUCCGUCAACACCCCAGGGAAUGGAUCUUGUGUCUGGACUCGGGAGGGGUCGAUAGCACCCCCUGGUGGGGGAAAAUGGAUCAAUUCCAAAACAAAUACAAAAUACCCAGUCAGGGUGCUGAACAGACUAACAUUGCCAGCAGCAACAAGCCCCACACCACAACGUCGUAAGCAAUUCAACACACAGCAACACAGGACAACACAGUUUUCUAUCUCAAAUGUAAUGUAUAUCUAUUUAUCUAUCUAUCUAUCAGAUAUGUCUAUCUGUCUGUCUGUCUCUAUCUGUCUGUCUCUGUCCCUGUCCCUCUGUCUGUCUAUCUCUCCAGUUUACUGAAGCUAUUAAGGGACAUUUUCUUUCAGGGAUUGUCGAUCAACAGAAAGCCAGCAGCUCACAUUUAAAUAUAGGUAUUUACAAUGAGGGUUUUGGUCACAUGAUAUCUACUUGCAACCAAAAAGUUUGUUUUGUUGGUGUUUUUUUUUUAUAUGCCAUUUUCUUUAAUGUUGUUGUUUCUCGGUAUCUAUUCUUCUUGGUGUUUUGAAACUCCAAUGUUACAGCUCUCCGACACGCUUUGGGCUGACACAACCAAGCAGCCGACGGCGAGUCCAGCCGUAAAACCCUCCUCCACACCCCAUCUUCCAUCAGGAAUUUAAACUAACGUUUUGUUUACGGGCGCUAUACUUUACCAAAGCCCCAAGAUGGAGGGUCUGCUCAAUACCAAAAUUGAGUGAGGUGAAUGAGCACUUGUAAAGGCAGUCUCAGUGGCUGAUCUUGUGUUGAGGUGGGGUUAACAUCUCUCUCUCUCUCUCUCUCUCUCUCUCUCUCUCUCUCACGCUACUCUGUCCUGUGUUGACCUUCCAGGUCGAUGGGAGAAAUUAUGGUAAAGUAGUGGUAGACCUGCCCACUAGGCCCUGGGCUGUUACACCUAGAGGUGGGAAAAGGCUGAGGGAAUAUAUAGCACUCCAAUAUCUCUCUCUCUCUACAUCUCUUUCUCUCCCUCUACAUCUCUCUCUCUCUCCCUCUACAUCUCUUUCUCUUCCUCUACAUCUCCCUCUACAUCUCUCUUUCUCUCCCUCUACAUCUCUCCCUCUACAUCUCUCUCUCCCUCUACAUCUCUCCCUCUACAUCUCUCUUUCCCUCUACAUCUCUCUUUCCCUUUACAUCUCUCUUUCCCUCUACAUCUCUCUUUCCCUCUACAUCUCUCUUUCUCCCUCUACAUCUCUCUCUCUCCCUCUACAUCUCUCUCUCUCCCUCUACAUCUCUCUCUCUCCCUCUACAUCUCUUUCUCUCCCUCUACAUCUCUCUUUCUCUCCCUCUACAUCUCUCUUUCUCUCUCUCUACAUUAAUCUCUCUCUCUCUCUCUCUCUCUCUCUACAUCUCUCUCUCUCGCUCUCCAAUUGGGCAGGCACAGCAAUCUUUCUCUCUCUCUCUCUGGACUAAAGUAUUCAGACGCUCUGUGAUAGGUUUAACUGUGUGAUUGACAGGUGGCGGAGGCCAACCCACUGGUGCUCUUACUUGAUUGGUUUUGUUGACUUGUCUAACUCCACCCACUUCCUCUUGAUGAGACCAGCCACCUGGUUGGCUGGGACACAGGAAGCUAAGUCAAAUGGUUUAUUCAUUUUGAAAGUGACGUUACUGUACUAUGCUUUUAAAUCCAUGCUGAGGAGUAUGCGAGUGCGCAUUUCGGGAGAAGUGUGGAGAAUCGGGACGUUGCCUAAUACUCUUAUAUGAAGGGCAAUAUAACAAGGGUUAAAGGUCAAAGAAGUACACACACACACAUAAACACACUAUUAUACAGUACCCACUCUGUUCACAACCCAGCUUCCUCCUCACCUCGAUUAUAAUGCAUAGGACUAUCCUUUAUUUUACUCAACACUUUUCUAUUUUUGGUCUUCUAUUCGUACGUUUAUGUAGAUGGAGCUCUGAUUCAAUUGUUUAUUAAGCUAAAUGUUCUCCACUUUUUAAAGCUAAACAAUUUAUCCAACACUCAAUGAAUAAGAGAGGUUCAGUCGGAAGCGAAGAAGGGCGACAAUAAUUUAAGUUGUAUCAUUCAUUCACCUGUAAGCUAAACCUAUGUUGUAAACAUGGUAUGACCUGGGUCUCAUUCAUUCACCUGUAAGCUAAACCUAUGUUGUGAACAUGGUAUGACCUGGGUCUCAUUCAUUCACCUGUAAGCUAAACCUAUGUUGUAAACAUGGUAUGACCUGGGUCUCAUUCAUUCACCUGUAAGCUAAACCUAUGUUGUGAACAUGGUAUGACCUGGGUCUCAUUCAUUCACCUGUAAGCUAAACCUAUGUUGUGAACAUGGUAUGACCUGGGUCUCAUUCAUUCACCUGUAAGCUAAACCUAUGUUGUGAACAUGGUAUGACCUGGGUCUCAUUCAUUCACCUGUAAGCUAAACCUAUGUUGUGAACAUGGUAUGACCUGGGUCUCAUUCAUUCACCUGUAAGCUAAACCUAUGUUGUGAACAUGGUAUGACCUUGGUCUCAUUCAGUGCCAUUGUAUUAUGAUGUGGACAUCUGGUUGUUCAGAGAAGAAUCUAUAUAUACUUAAAGAGUAGAUGUUUAAAUCUAAAGUGAAAGAGAUGGAUCUGGCUGUUGUUGUUUUACAUUCAGCUGAAUGAAGACAGUGGAUGCUGUUUUACGUUCAGCUGAAAGAAGAUAGUGGAUGCUGUUUUACGUUCAGCUGAAAGAAGAUAGUGGAUGCUGUUUUACGUUCAGCUGAAAGAAGACAGUGGAUGCUGUUUUACGUUCAGCUGAAAGAAGACAGUGGAUGCUGUUUUACGUUCAGCUGAAAGAAGACAGUGGAUGCUGUUUUACGUUCAGCUGAAAGAAGAUAGUGGAUGCUGUUUUACGUUCAGCUGAAAGAAGACAGUGGAUGCUGUUUUACGUUCAGCUGAAAGAAGACAGUGGAUGCUGUUUUACGUUCAGCUGAAAGAAGACAGUGGAUGCUGUUUUACGUUCAGCUGAAAGAAGACAGUGGAUGCUGUUUUACGUUCAGCUGAAAGAAGACAGUGGAUGCUGUUUUACGUUCAGCUGAAAGAAGACAGUGGAUGCUGUUUUACGUUCAGCUGAAAGAAGACAGUGGAUGCUGUUUUACGUUCAGCUGAAAGAAGACAGUGGAUGCUGUAAUAGUGUCAUUCUGAGGAGAAUUCUUUCAUUCUGAAACCAAGGAAUGCUUGUUUUGUUACAUAGCAUCAGCACUCCACAGCACCAGAACUCCACAGUCACCUAAAUACACACACACACACACACACACACACACACACACACACACACACACAGUAACCCUCUAUAAUAUCUGGAAGUGUCGUUUAGCAGCUCCAACCUGACAGCUCGCUCUGUGUGUGAGAGAGCGUGAGUGAGCUCUUCGGCUUGUCUGGCCCAAUGAUGUAUAUAAACUCUGGAUGACUGACAGGGGGCGCUGUAUUGAAGCCAUCUUGGUAUUCCUCCAUUGUAAAAAAAAAAAAAAAAAAAAAGUAAAUUAUAUAUAUUUUUUUCGAUCUUUAAAGUAUAAUUUUUCAGAGUACUAAUGUUACUGUCCUCACUACAACAAAAAAGACUUAAAUACAUGUAAUUUUGUGCUUUGCAUUUAAUUGAAAUACUGUAGAAUUCCACUCAAUCCUAUGGAGGACUGAUCUUACUGGGGAGUGGCAAUAUGGCCGACCACUGGCUUCAAAGCCUCUCAUUGGCCAAUACAUGGCAUCAGCAAUCCAGGGUUUAUAUCCUCGCCUCCUUCUGUUAACUAUUUGUUAUGAAAUGACAGGACGGGCAACAUUUAAGCUACAGGAGUCCACCCACCCGGGAUUCUGUUGUUUUAACGUUUACCGUUGAUGUUUUGUUUAUUGUCAACGUUCCCUCUCUCUGGUAUCUAAUGGUGAUGCCUUGUUUACCUCACUGUGGUGCUUUUUAACAUUUUUGUUUAAUAAACGGUAUCCCCGUUCAUAGAAAUAUCAUUCUAGAUUAUUUUUUCUAUGUCGCCGUUGUUGUGUGUAGAUUGUCAGCCCGAGAGGUGCUGUGCACACCGCUAGCAGGGAACGCAGUGGGGGGGGGGGGUUCUAUUCUGGUCCAAUAAUGUUUCACUAUAAUGCCCUUUUAUAUGUCCAUGCUGUUACACUGUAGUAGAACAUGAAAAUAAAAAACAACUGCCUCAAGACGAGUUCUUGUCUCUCAACAGAGAACUCGGUGUGUCGUCACCAAAGCUGUCGUCUUUCUCGACCCCUCUGGUUUACUGUGUGUGUUGUAGGUUAUUUCUGUGGAUAUCAACCGACCACGUUCCAAUUCUACCAGAUAUAGUACUGAACAGAAAGGGGAAAUAUAUAAGCUAAAAUGUUGUCGACAUGUAAUAGUUAAUAUCUUUACACCUAUUAUAUAUAUCUAACUACAGUCUUAUUGAGCGAAGGCAGGUUUGAAUUCAGUUCUUGUAUAAAGUACAUCCACCCUAUCAGCCUACAUCACCUUGUCUCUCUGAAACGUAAAUACCUUUCAGCUACUUCUGAGUAACUGUGUUUAACUAUCAUGCUACUAAAUAAACUAGGGUAUGUGGUUCACCUGAUUUCCCUAAAGGUGUCAGGAUCAAUGAUAUAUCAUCCAUUAUUUACAUUCGUCAGUUUAACAGAA
This is a messenger RNA of Oncorhynchus masou masou (cherry salmon), 7120 nucleotides long. Its product is annotated as zinc finger protein 704-like. Gene Ontology annotation, biological process: regulation of transcription by RNA polymerase II. The coding region runs from base 336 to 1919 and encodes 527 amino acids. The record is from RefSeq and is a predicted model, not a curated record. Gene Ontology annotation, cellular component: nucleus. Gene Ontology annotation, molecular function: RNA polymerase II cis-regulatory region sequence-specific DNA binding; DNA-binding transcription factor activity. The transcript has 9 exons. NCBI's taxonomy places the organism in Eukaryota, Metazoa, Chordata, Actinopteri, Salmoniformes, Salmonidae.